GAUUUUUGCUACAGUGGGCAUGGUCAAUGACGCAAUUGUCUUUUGGGUUAGCUACGAAAGUCGCCAUUUUCUUGUUAGCGGUGAAGUUGAUUGCUGGUAUCGAGAAGCCACGUCUCUGAGGGAUCAUGGGGCAGUUUAUCAGUCUUUUCAAAGGUUUGUUCGGGAAGAAGGAGAUGCGGAUCCUCAUGGUGGGGUUGGAUGCGGCGGGGAAGACCACCAUCCUGUACAAACUCAAACUGGGAGAGAUUGUCACCACCAUCCCGACUAUCGGUUUUAACGUGGAGACGGUGGAGUACAAGAACAUCAGCUUCACCGUGUGGGACGUGGGCGGUCAGGACAAAAUCCGCCCCCUGUGGCGUCAUUACUACCAGAACACGCAAGGGCUGAUCUUCGUGGUGGACAGCAACGACCGGGAGCGCAUGACCGAGGCCAAGGAGGAGCUCUGCCGGAUGCUGGGCGAGGACGAGCUGCGCGACGCCGUCGUGCUCGUGUUCGCCAACAAGCAGGAUCUUCCCAACGCCAUGAACGCGGCGGAGAUCACGGACAAGCUGCAGCUCCACAACCUGCGGAACCGCAACUGGUACAUCCAGUCCACCUGCGCCACCAGCGGCGACGGCCUGUACGAGGGGCUCGACUGGCUCUCCAACCAGCUGAAGAACUCCAAAUCCUGAGAUCCAUUCCGCCCGUCUGUCCGUGUGUCUGUCCGUCUACUGUGUGUGUGUGUGUGUGUGUGGGUGUGUGUGUAUGUCUGUCUGUGUGUGUGUGUGUGUGUGUGUGUGUGUGUGUGUGUGUGUGUGUGACGGGGACAGCGCCAGAGCCAGAGCCCCCCCCCCCCCCCAACCCAAAAAUGUCCACCUCUUACCUCCCUUUAUCAUGUCGAGAGUGUGACUGCGGCAGAGAGACAGAGAGCUGGAGCAAUCCUGGCGUGCCUUACGCCCCCAUAUCCGCCCCCACAACACGUCAGUUUUACAGCCCCCAAACUCUCCGCUGUGUGGUUUUCACAAGGCAAAGAAAGGCCCAGGAUGCAAAGUGUUCUCCGAUUUACAAACCUGAUACUACGGCAAAGUUCAAACGGUCCAAAGGCACAAUGUUUGUUUAAAUUCUCCCUCAUUUAAAAAAAAUAAAUAAGAAAAGAAAUAAAAAAUGAAGAAAAAAAAUCUUUGUAACCUGUAUCAGGUUGGAAGAGAAGUCAAUAAAAAGCAUUUUCCAUCCUUGAUCCUUCUUUGCGUGUUUUGAAAAUAAUGUGGAUUUGUCAUCGUUUGUUGUAAAAUAAGAUUGCCGCUGUGACUUUUCAGUGAACACUACAGUUUUCCUUUCUCCUGAAAACCAUGAAGCACAAGCAAAAUAUUUUUAUUUUUUGUCCCCAUCCUUUUAGUUUUCAUACUUUUGUCAUUUUCAAGCUCCUAUCAAAUAAAAUGCUGGGAAAGAUGGCCGCCCUUCAGGCCUGUGCAGGGUGUGUUCAGGAGCGCAGUGCUGCUGUCUCCUCGGUUCUCUUACUGAAGCUGCUGGCCUCUCCAGGCUUUGCGUGGUUUAAUAUUUAAUAGUUAGCGAUAUUGACAGGACCUCGUUGUGUCGGCGCUGGUCUUUUUCGCUUUUCGUACGCGUUGCACGCUCGGAGGACCAAUCAGAUCUGAUCCGGCUGAACGAUGUAGUGGCAUCUCGUUGGCAGCAGGGGCUGCCGAUGCGUCCCUCUCUGAAGGAACGGGUUGUUACAGUAGUGAAUGUCGUGCGUUAUGAGGUGAGACGAGAUUUCAGACGAACGAUUGAGAACGGGUAUCAUCUGGGCUGGUGCAAAGCUGGCUGCUGAGUCUGAGGCUGUCCCACGGGGGCAUUGGGAUUGGCCGCUGUGGCUGUGGUGACAGGUGGUGGGGUUUUGUGGCUUGUCGGGAUGUGGGGCUUAUGGGGGUGCUGGGUGUGGGAGAAUACGAUGGCUUGCGCUGUGGAAGAACCCAUUCGAUAAGGGUCCCGGGGCAGUGAGGUGGUUACUCAGGGCUACUCCCACUUCUGCAUGCUACCUUUUUUUUUUUCUUUUUUUUUUUCUUUUUUUUUGUUAUUUUGAGCUCUAACUGUUUUUGAAUGUCAUGUACAGAAUGUGUAUUUAAGAGGUCUGGUGAUGCAGUUGUACAGGAGCCGGGACCCACGCAGCUAAACUGCUGGCGAUCGCUUUUUAGGGGCUAGAUAUCCACUCCGGAGGGGCUUGGUGCUUUUACCGCCUGUUUAUUUAAUUUAAGGUCUUACAAGAGUUUUGCUGUGUUCUAAGGGAUGGCAAUCAUUUCUUCAGCGUAGAGUGUUGUUCUCCAAGUCUACACUGAUCUCCAGCUUUUAGUGGCACCGUUUUUUUUAACCGUGUUUGAUCGUAAAUGGUUCUGAAUUUGAACCCCGACUGUGGGCGCUCGAGAGAGAGGAUUGCAGUGCAAUCUGUUCCUGUGGGCUGUUGCUACCCUCACUCUCGUUUGGUCGGGGGGUGGGUCCAGGGUUGCCAUCCAUGACAUGCCCCCCACCCCUCACGAGAAUGUCAAAUCAAAGUGAUGACGACAAUUUGCAGUCGUCAGCACAAAAAUUGAAAAAUUGCUGUGGAACUAUAACCUGUAAAGGCCACCACAAAGAUGAGAUUUUAUUUAUUUCCUCUCUUGCAAUGUGAAACUGUCAUAAGUGUCUGACUAAGUUCCCCUCCUGUGGUGUCCUCACUAGUGUCAUCAGCGGAUUGGUGGCCUGGAUUGGUUACUGUAACUGUCCCUGGUAUUGAUUGGUUCCUGCAACUUUCCAUGGUAAUGAUUGGUUACUGUAACUGUCCUUGGUAAUGAUUGGUUACUGUAACUGUCUCUGGUAAUAAUUGGUGGCCUUUGCUUUCCUGUGCAACUGGAAAAAAACCUGCAGUUUUGUUGAAAAAAACGCCAACAAACCAUGUCCAAACCGGGCUGUCCUAAAAACACCAAACUCAGUGAGUGUGCAAGCAGACAUGUUCUGUGUUGUCUUGGCCUUUGAAGUGUACCAUGGAAAUAGACCUAGAGAAAAAAAAAAAUCCAAUUAAAGUUUUUAUUUUAGCUACCUAUGUUCAGAUGUGAAGCUUUAAGUUUGAGAAAUGAUUUCUGUUAAAAAAAAAAGGAAAAAAAAAAAGUCAAGCGGGUGUGCAUAUGUAUUUUUUUCUUAAGAAAAGAUUUAUUUCCCUUUUGGUUUUAGCCUUUUUAACUAACAUUUGAGAAAUGCACUAUAAUAAAGAGAUCUCUAUUACCAA
This is a messenger RNA of Conger conger (European conger), 3235 nucleotides long. Its product is annotated as ADP-ribosylation factor 1-like. Bases 126 to 671 code for a protein of 181 amino acids. Lineage: Eukaryota; Metazoa; Chordata; Actinopteri; Anguilliformes; Congridae. Gene Ontology annotation, biological process: intracellular protein transport; vesicle-mediated transport. Gene Ontology annotation, cellular component: cytoplasm; plasma membrane. Gene Ontology annotation, molecular function: GTP binding; GTPase activity. The record is from RefSeq and is a predicted model, not a curated record. The transcript has 5 exons.